This is a messenger RNA of Archocentrus centrarchus (flier cichlid), 5702 nucleotides long. It is a transcript of the gene smc6, whose product is annotated as structural maintenance of chromosomes 6. The record is from RefSeq and is a predicted model, not a curated record. Gene Ontology annotation, biological process: double-strand break repair via homologous recombination. NCBI's taxonomy places the organism in Eukaryota, Metazoa, Chordata, Actinopteri, Cichliformes, Cichlidae. Bases 257 to 3523 code for a protein of 1088 amino acids. Gene Ontology annotation, cellular component: Smc5-Smc6 complex; site of double-strand break; nucleus. Gene Ontology annotation, molecular function: ATP hydrolysis activity; single-stranded DNA binding; damaged DNA binding. The transcript has 27 exons.
GGGACACGGAUGUGGUUCAUUUCCUCUUAUUUAACAAACUACCUUUAGCUGCUGCCCAGUGGAGAGGUGUCUUGCUGCACCAGUCGAUGUCUUUCUGGUUGGGAUUGCAUUUAUUUUCCCUCAGAAGCUCCGUAACUUGGUCAUAAUCGCCUGCUGCUGCAGCUUGGUGCAACUCUGACAUGUCGUCAAAGAUGUUACCUAGCAACAGUGGAUCAACACAACAUGGCACCUAUUACCUGAAGUAACUUGUUCCAAAAUGAGUAAGAGGAAAGGCAAAGUGAUCACUGAUGUAACAACUUUCAAGAGCCGUAAACUUGCAGCUGUGAGUAUCGAAAAUACACCAGAUGAUGUGAACCCAAAUCACCAGGGGAUCUUUUCCAAGGGCUUCGCUCAGUCUGCUACAGGCGACAUUGGACUCAUUGAAAGCAUCACUCUGAAGAAUUUCAUGUGUCACCAUUCUCUCGGUCCGUUCCAGUUUGGGCCUAAUGUGAAUUUUAUAGUCGGCCACAAUGGAAGUGGAAAAAGUGCUAUCCUGACUGCUUUGAUCGUAGGCCUCGGUGGAAAGGCCACUGUGACGAACAGAGCAAUGUCACUUAAGGACUUUGUGAAGACCAAUGAAAACACUGCAGAUAUAACAGUAAAACUGAGAAACAGAGGACCAGAUGCUUACAAAAAGGAUGUUUACGGCGACAGUAUCUCCAUUGAGCAUCGGAUCUCAAGUGAUGGAUGCCGGACCUGCAGGCUGAAGAGCAAAUCAGGACAACUUAUCUCAAACAAGAAGGAGGAAUUAACAGCCAUUUUGGACCAUUUUAACAUCCAGCUGGAUAACCCGGUAUCCAUCCUCAGCCAAGAAAUGAGCAAACAGUUCCUGCAUUCAAAAAAUGAAACAGACAAGUAUAAGUUCUUCAUGAAAGCGACUUUGCUCGAACAGAUGAAGAGAGAUUACAUCCACAUUAAACACACUAAAACAGUCACGCGGCAGCAGGUCGAGAGACAGGAGGAGUGUCUCAAGGACCUAAAGCAAGAGUUCCUGCAGAAGAAAGAACGAUAUGAAAAUGUUGCAUCCUUCAGUGACAUGAAGGUUGUUUUGGAGAAUCUGAAGAAAGCAAUGGCAUGGUGUUUGGUCAGUGAGAAGGAGCAGCUCGUAAAGCAGUUGAAAGAGGACAUUGAAAAGGAAGAGAAUAAUUAUAAACCAAAGGAGAACCUUCACCUCUGUCAGACGAAGAUCAUACAGCUGGAGAAGAAACUUCAAUUCAGCAAGAGCAAAACUGACAGUCUGAGAGAGGAGCAAGUGUCUUUAUCAGAGGACAAUCUGAAGCUGAAAGAGCAAGUGAAGAGCAUUAGCAAAGCACACAAGGACCAGGAGCUCGUUUAUUUUCGAGCUCUAAACAAGCUGAAACAGUCCGAACAAGAGCAAAGCCUUCUUCAGGAGAAAAUUAACAAGGCAAAGGCAAGUAAGAGUCUGAACAGUGAGGGAGACUCAGAGUACGCAAAACGGCAGAAGAGCUUAAGCAAACUGAAAGAGCAGCUUGUGGAGCUCGAGAAUAGGUGCACGCAGCUGAAUCAAGAGAUCAAGAACAAGCAUCAGGCGCUUCUCAAAGGAAAGGAAGAACGGGACAAGCUGAGACUCGAGGAAAGGAAUGUCCAGGCUUCUUAUGAGUCCAAACUAAAGAGGAAGAAUCAGCUGCUUGCCAGCCGAUCGAACAAACUAAAGCGGUUUGGAGACCAGGUUCCUGACAUGAUGAGUUCGAUUAGUGAGGCUUAUGCUACAGGACGCUUCCUCAAGAGGCCUGUCGGUCCAAUAGGGGCAUGUAUCAGUUUAAAGGAUCCCUCAUUAGCAGUGGCUGUGGAGUGCUGCCUGCGGAGCUUCAUGAAGGCUUUCUGUUGCGACAACUACAAAGAUGAGGCGGUCCUUGAGGAGCUGAUGGCUCGCUUUUAUCCAAAGGGCAACAGGCCGCAGAUUAUUGUCAGCCCCUUCUCUGAUAAACCUUACAAUAUUCAUGGAAGAAAAGCACAUCAUCCAGAGUACCCGUCGGUAUUGGACAUAAUCACAGCAACAAGCCCAGUCAUUAUCAACUGCCUGAUUGAUAUGCGAGGGAUAGAAUCAGUCCUAAUAAUCAGAGAAAAAGACAAAGCGAGGAGGGUCAUGCAGCAAGGCCGUCCACCUAAAAACUGUCGUGAAGCCUUCACUGCUGAGGGGGAUCAGGUGUAUCCAAACCGUUAUUACACAUCUGAUUUCAGCAUGGCAAAAUAUCUUGGUGCAGAUAUUGAGACUGAAAUAAGUAUGCUGGAGUCAGACCUGGAGAAUUACCAGGCUCAGCUGUCCAGGUUUCAGCUCCAAGUAAACUCUGUCACCGAAGACAUUGUGAACAUGGAGAGCAAUCUUAACAACACCAUCCUGACCCUGAAGACAACACUGGCUUCUGUGAAUCAAGUCAAAGCGUCAAUAACUGAUCUGGAGACUGCUAGUGAGGACCAAAUUGAUGACAUCAGCUCACUGGAAGAAGUUGCACAAGAGAACCAGCAGAAAAUCGAGGUAGAAAAGCAAAGUGUUCAAGAAGCAAAGGUAGAACUCAAUAAUCACCGGAAAAUGUCAGAAGACUCAGACGCCAAGUACUCUUCUGUUAGAGAACGGAUUGACCAGCUUGCUGAGGAAAUGGAGCCCCUGAAGGAUGAACAGCUCAAACUGGAGACGGAGUGUGCCAAGCACGAACGAAACCUUAAAAUUUUAGAAAACAAAGUGAAGGCUCAUGAAGACAACAUCGCAGUCAUGAAAAACGAACUCGCCCAAAGAGAAGAAGAGUUACAGGAAUACGCGGCAAAAGCUACAGAGAUUAGUCCUGAACGGCAGCACAUGACAGGCAACACCAAGAGCAUUGACACAGAAAUCACUCGACUGAAGAGGAAGAUCAAGGUGUACGAGAGCAGCCAUGGCCAGCAGGAGCAGGUGGUCAGGGAGUACGCCGAGGCCCUCGCCCUCUACAGAGAGAAAACCAACCAAGUAAGGGAUUUGCGGAGGUUCAUCGAUCGUCUGGAUAACAUCAUGUCAGACAGGCAGAACAGAUACAAAAUAAUGCGUAGGUCCCUCUCUGUCAGAUGUAAGUUAUACUUCAAUAACUUCCUGAUAAAGAUGAACUGCUGUGGAUCUAUGAUUUUUGAUCACAACAAUGAGACACUUUCAAUCAUGGUAAAGCCUCCAGGGAGGGACGAAGAUGGUGUGAGCGACUUGAGGUCUUUGUCUGGUGGUGAGCGUUCUUUCUCCACUGUUUGCUUCAUGCUUUCGCUGUGGGAGAUCACAGAGUCCCCCUUCAGAUGUCUCGACGAGUUUGACGUCUACAUGGAUAUGCACAAUCGAAGAAUCUGUCUAGAUCUCCUUCUGGAGCUGUCAGAGCGGCAGCAUCUUCGACAGUUUAUCUUCAUUACUCCCCUGAACACCAGCAAUCUACCCAAGUCAGACCUCAUCAAAAUCCACCAGCUGCGGGAUCCAGAGAGACAGCGGGGUCAAACAGAAGAUGAUGCUUAAACUGAGCGACUUCAGUGAAUGAAUGUUAACGGGCAUUACUGUAUACAGUUACAAGAAAACUUUUAUGAACCCUUUGGACUUACCAGGAUGCCUACAUUUAAUUACUCUAAAUGUGGUGUGAACUUAAGUCACAGUUGGUUUCUGGCUAAAGUAAACACCUCUAUCUUUCAUGUCUUGCUGAACAAUCACUCACAACAUGCUGGAUAAAAGUAAGUGAACCUUUGAAUUUAGUCAUUUACUGAUGCAUAGAACCUCUGUUAGACAUUUUCUGUAGCUGCUCAUGAAACAUGUACAGUGAUGAAGUAUUUUUGGGCCUCUGCUUCCUACAAAUUAGUUUCAGUGCAUUAAUAUUUAUGGGAUGUUUUGACUCAACAACAGUCUUCAGCAUACAGCACAGCAGUUGGAUUAAGGGAAAAACUCUGACUCAUUACAAAACACAGUUUUCUUUAUCAACUGUUGCUGAUUGGCUUAAAAUUUCUUGCUACAGUGUCCAGGCUCUGGGUUGUUCUGAAGAGCUCACUUAAUUCAAGUGUGAUAUUGUAAUAGGAUGCCACUCUUGCACCGUCUCAUUUGCGAAAUUUCUUCUCUCCUAGAUAUUCCACGAUCAGCUGCAAGUGGUAUUGUUGCAAAGUGGAAGUUUUUAGAAAUCACAGGAAGUCAGCUGUAAAGUUGCUGAGUGCUGAGGUGCAUAGUGCAUCAAAGUUGCCAACACUCUGCCUUCUCAAUAACUGCAGAGUUCCAAACGUUCUCUGGCAUUAAUGUCAGCACAGAAACUGUGUGCUGGGAGCUUCAUGGCUGAGAAGCUCCUAUAGGUAGAGUGUAUAGGUGGCCUUUUGUACUUUUGUUCCUAUAGUGUAAUAAAAGAAAGUAUCUAGCCCUUACUGGGUCUUAAACUUAGAUGAAAAUCAGAUGAACAACAACACAUGACACUUUACACACUGUCAUUAUUCAUUUAACAAAAACAAAGCCAAAAUGUAAAAGCAAUGUGUGAAAAACUAAGCACAUGUCACGAUUCGGUAGCUUUUAGAACCACUUUUAGCAGCAAUAAAUUGAAGGAAUCGUUUUCUGUAUGACAAUCAGUCUCUCACAUCAUCGUGGAGUUUACAGUGUUCUUUACAGUGUUGCUUCAGUUCAUUGACGUUUGCAGGCAUUUGUUUAUGUUUGGUUCUCUUAAGGUCCUUGCCACAGCAUCAGGUUGAGGUCUGGACUUUGAGUGAGCCAUUGCAACACUUUGAUUCUUUUUCAGCCAUUCUGUUCUAGACUUGCUGCUGUGCUUGGGAUCACUGUCCUGCCUCACAUUUGACUGUAGAAUACAUUGGUAUAUGGAGGAAUUCAUGGUGGACUCAGGUCCUGUGGUUGCAGAACAAGCCCGAAUCAUCACCCCUCCACUACUGUGCUUGACAGUCAGUAUGGGGUGUUUGUGCUGAUAUGCUGUGCUUGUUUUUUCUGUGCAUUAUGGCCAGACAAUCUGAACUUGAGGUGAAUUUUCAGGGACAUGCACUGCUGGGAAGAUUGGCAGCUGUCUUGAUUGUUUUCGUCUUGUGAAUAAUCUUCCUCAUUGUAAAAUGAUGGACUUCAGAUUGUUUGGAAAUGGCCUUACAACACGUCCCAGAUUGAUGAGCAUCAAGAGUUGUUUCUCUAAGUUCAUUGCUGAUGUCUUUCCUCUGUGGCAUUGUGUUAACAAACCUGAAUGCUCCAGAUCUGUAAACUAACAAAACUUCUUUUAUAUAGGUACUCACACUUGUUAAUCAAGUGCAUUUGAUUAGCAGCACCUCGGUGUUACUUGCCCUUUAAUUUCCUGUGGAAGCAGUAAGUGUGCUUAGGUUUUUCACAUACUGCUUCUGCAUUUUGGCUUAAUUUUUGUGAAAUAAGUGAUGACACGGUGUAAUGUGUCACAUUUUGUAGUCCAUCUGAGGUUGUAUUUACCUAAUUUUUGGAUAGAUUAUUUUUUUUAUUAUGCCCUGUUUGUAAAUUUAAGGACUUUAAAGAGGGUGUGCUUUCUUUUUACCGUGACUGUAGCAUUGCAGAUUUUUGCCAAAAAGUUCAACAUUCGUCUCAUCUGUCCACAGAACAAAAGUGUUGUUGAACAUCCAGCUGAUUUUUCGCAAGCUUGAAAUGUACCACAGUAUGUCUGCGUGGUGGGUUUUUAUUUUUAUUUUUUUAAAGUUUUAAAAGUUUU